GAUAAGUAAUGGCUUUAGGGCCCUUAUCUGGUACAGCCACAUUUGCCCCUGUGUUGUUGUGCAGUGUGUGAGGGGUGAUUAUAGAGAGCUUCACUCCCACUUCCACACAGUGCAUGGAAAAAAAACCCAGACAUGGACGAGCCUGCACAAAAUGGCUCCUCACACACACUCACACUGACCACAGCCCGAACACGCCAGACAGGAUGAUGGAGAAACUGAAACGUGAGCGCGCGAGCCCGGGCGCUGAGGAUGAGCAGAAGGAGGAGUGCAGCUCACCGGGACGCGACACUGCUGGGGAGGAGGGCGAGGCGCACGGGAAACAGGAAGGCACGACCACCACCACGACGAGCACGACGUCCGAGUUUGCUGAGAGCGCGCGGAGAGGAACCCACCUUCUCCUCCUUAACGGCGUUGCCAAGGAAACGGCGCACGGCGGCACUGAGCCAAAACAGGAAGUGGCAGUGAUCGAGCUGGCCACGAGAGGCGAUAUAAAAGGCGCUGAGUUUGAGGCGGACGGCAGACACACGGUGCAGACCACCGAGUUGCGCAGACCUCCAGUUCCUCUGCCGCUGCCCCCGAGGGAGCCGCCUAACGAAGCCAAGCGAAUGGUGCAGCUGAGCCCUGCCGCCUUCCCUGCUCUGCCCGCCCGCGCCAUGCUCUACAGCAACAUGGCGCAACCGCUCGCCACUCUCAACAGUGGCUUCGCUGGGGACGCGGAGCAGUACGGCAUGUACCCCAGUAACCGCCUGAAACGCAGAGCUGCGCCCUACGAGAUUGAGAUCAGCGAUGGUUCACAGCCAAAGAUCGUGCGGCGCAUCUUCACAAACAGCCGUGAGCGGUGGAGGCAGCAGAAUGUGAACGGCGCCUUCGCUGAGCUGCGCAAGCUCAUCCCCACUCAUCCUCCUGAUAAGAAGCUGAGCAAGAACGAGAUCCUGCGCCUAGCUAUGAAGUACAUCAACUUCCUGGCCAAACUGUUAAAUGACCAGGAUGACAUGAUGGGUGGGGAGGCUGCAGCUCGGGUGCGAGACGGACGGGACGGGGGUCUGGUGAGGGAAGACCUCCUGCAGGACAUGCUGAGUCCAAACUCCAGCUGUGGGAGCCUCCUGGAUGGAGAAGGUAGCCCAGACAGCUUCACUGAGGAGCAGGACUCAUCGGUGGAGUCCCGAGCGUCUGGGAGAGGACUGCACCACUCGGCCAUGACUGUGGACACCAGUAACCAGCGAUGACUGAGCGCAAACAGAGAAAGAGACUCGAGCAAAUCAGUGUGGAGUGGAUACAGAGCUUCAUGGAAGCUGAUGGGCCUGUGAUGAUGUUCACGUUGUGUGCAGUCAUGACUGUCUUUUCCCCCUUUCUUUAUGUCUUGUGCACCUCUCCAUUUUGGACGCUGCCCCCUAUGGGUAAACGCUGGUACGGGGGAAUGGUAAUGGUAGAUUUUGGUCCAUGAGAUAAGAGGGCAUGGAUUUGAAACACAAGCCAGAUUUUUAGAACGGUACCCUUUCUAGAAUUCAGCUCCAUCAUUUGGUCAGGUACACUUGAUAUCACUUUUGAGUGAUUUUUAAAAUGCUGUGUGUGGAAAAUCCCAUUGAAUAUCCCAGGGAUUUCUUUCUUAAUCCUCCAUCAGUAUUGGAAAUUUUGGACAGUACUAUUAAUGGUGUUGGAGGUUGAUAAGACACUUUUUUUUUGUAGAGAACAUGGUUAUAUUAUAUUCAUGUUAAUAACUGUACCCACAAUAGCAGCUAAAUUUUUGCAGAACAAAAGCUGCCAUUUUGGAAAUGGCAUUUAAGUAUGACCUUAUUUGAUAAAACCUACACAAUCAUUCGUGUACACACACACACACACACACACACACACACACACACACACACACACACACACACACACAAAACCACAUGGACGUAAAAAGGUUAUGAUGGUCAGAGGUACAAGUGUGAUGCUCCAAGUGUACAUAAAUAAACAAAAUAAUGUUGUACAUGUGUAUCUAAAACCAAACCCCACACAUCCGUAAUGUUCAUCUUCAUUGUGAUUAUGGUACAAUGAAUAUCACCUCCUUUUCUUUUCUUGUCCUUCAUAAAUCCUAAAUCAUUCUUAAAGAAUCCAGUAAGUGUGUUAUCACUGUAUUUAAAUUUUAUCCAAUUGAUCUGCUUUUUCAGCAGACUAUUGAGUAACCAGUCUUGGUACCUUUAAUUCUUUUUUUUAAUUUUUUUUUAUUUUAUUUUUUUGUGUAUUAAAAAACAACAAAGCUGUUAUUUUAAUGUGAUAUUUAGUAGACAGACCUUUGUUGUAAGGUGAAGAUGAAAUCUAUCUAUAAACAUGCAAUGUUAUAUCUUACAGAAUUUUAUAGAACAUGAAAUAAAAAGGAUCAAACAGG
Ictalurus furcatus (blue catfish) is the source of this 2368-nucleotide messenger RNA. RefSeq names its product T-cell acute lymphocytic leukemia 1 (gene tal1). The record is from RefSeq and is a predicted model, not a curated record. Bases 114 to 1226 code for a protein of 370 amino acids. Lineage: Eukaryota; Metazoa; Chordata; Actinopteri; Siluriformes; Ictaluridae. Gene Ontology annotation, molecular function: RNA polymerase II cis-regulatory region sequence-specific DNA binding; DNA-binding transcription factor activity, RNA polymerase II-specific; protein dimerization activity. Gene Ontology annotation, biological process: regulation of transcription by RNA polymerase II. The transcript is spliced from 4 exons.